Messenger RNA from Vicugna pacos (alpaca), 3179 nucleotides. It is a transcript of the gene CLCN1, whose product is annotated as chloride voltage-gated channel 1. Gene Ontology annotation, molecular function: voltage-gated chloride channel activity. The record is from RefSeq and is a predicted model, not a curated record. Gene Ontology annotation, biological process: chloride transport; transmembrane transport. Gene Ontology annotation, cellular component: plasma membrane. Lineage: Eukaryota; Metazoa; Chordata; Mammalia; Artiodactyla; Camelidae.
CUUGGGGACAGGCAGGAGGACAGGCUUAAGGAGCUGUUCUGGAGGGAGGGCGGGGGCAGGCAGGCUCGGCCCGGCCGGGGCAGGGAGCAUGGAGCCACCUGAGUCCCAUCGGCAUGGGGGCGAACAGAGCUGGUGGGGUACUGCUCCCCAGUACCAGUACAUGCCCUUUGAACACUGCACCAGCUACGGACUGCCCUCCGAGAAUGGGGUCCUGCAGCACAGGCUCCGGAGGGAUGCGGGCCCCCGUCCCAACAUCCGCCCCACGCAGAUUUAUGGCCUUCACAAAGAGCAGCUCUCAGACAAGGAGGAGGACAUGGGGAUGCCCAAGAAGACGGGCCCCAGUGCUCCCAUGGACAGCAAGGAUGAGGAUCACUAUUCUAAAUGUCAAGAUUGUAUCCACCGCCUGGGACACAUGGUAAGAAAAAAAUUAGGGGAAGACUGGAUCUUUCUGGUGCUUCUGGGGCUCCUUAUGGCCCUGGUUAGCUGGUGCAUGGAUUAUGUCAGUGCUAAAAUCCUUCAGGCCUACAAGUGGACCUACUACCAUGUGCAGCCCAGCCUGCCUCUGCAGUUCCUGGUCUGGGUCACCUUCCCUCUCAUCCUCAUCCUCUUCAGCGCCCUCUUCUGCCACCUCAUCUCUCCCCAGGCUGUUGGCUCUGGAAUCCCUGAAAUGAAGACAAUACUUCGAGGGGUUGUCCUGAAGGAAUAUCUCACGCUCAAGGCCUUCGUGGCCAAGGUUGUGGCCCUGACUGCGGGGCUGGGCAGCGGCAUCCCUGUGGGGAAGGAGGGCCCUUUUGUCCACAUUGCCAGCAUCUGUGCUGCUGUCCUCAGCAAGUUCAUGUCGGUGUUCUGCGGGGUGUACGAGCAGCCAUACUAUUACACUGACAUGCUGACGGUGGGCUGUGCGGUAGGAGUCGGCUGUUGUUUUGGGACGCCACUUGGAGGCGUGCUGUUUAGCAUCGAGGUCACCUCUACCUACUUCGCUGUGAGGAACUACUGGCGGGGGUUCUUUGCAGCCACGUUCAGUGCCUUUGUUUUCCGAGUGCUUGCCGUGUGGAACAAGGAUGCUGUCACAAUCACCGCUCUCUUCAGAACCAAUUUCCGAAUGGAUUUCCCCUUUGAUCUGCAGGAACUCCCAGCAUUUGCGGUCAUCGGGAUUUGCUGUGGGUUCCUGGGAGCUGUGUUUGUGUAUCUGCAUCGCCAAGUCAUGCUCGGCGUCCGAAGAAACAAGGCGCUCAGCCAGUUUCUUGCUAAGCACCGCCUGCUGUAUCCUGGAAUUGUUACCUUUGUCAUCGCCUCCUUCACCUUUCCACCAGGAAUGGGUCAAUUCAUGGCCGGAGAGUUGAUGCCUCGUGAAGCCAUCAGUUCCCUGUUUGACAACAAUACGUGGGUAAAACACGUAGGGGACCCGGAAAGCCUGGGCCGGUCUGCUGUGUGGAUCCACCCCAAAGUCAAUGUUGUCGUCAUCAUCCUCCUCUUCUUUAUCAUGAAGUUCUGGAUGUCCAUCGUGUCCACCACUAUGCCCAUACCCUGCGGAGGCUUCAUGCCUGUGUUUGUGCUCGGAGCUGCGUUUGGAAGGCUGGUGGGAGAGAUCAUGGCCAUACUAUUCCCUGAUGGUAUCUUAUUUGACGGCAUCAUCUACAAGAUCCUACCUGGGGGCUACGCAGUAAUUGGAGCAGCAGCGCUGACUGGCGCAGUGUCCCACACAGUCUCCACAGCCGUGAUUUGCUUCGAAUUAACGGGUCAGAUUGCUCACAUCCUACCCAUGAUGGUGGCUGUUAUCUUGGCCAACAUGGUGGCUCAGAGCCUGCAGCCCUCCCUUUAUGACAGCAUCAUCCAGGUCAAGAAGCUACCCUACUUGCCUGACCUUGGUUGGAACCAGCUCAGCAAAUUUACGAUCUUUGUUGAGGACAUCAUGGUACGUGAUGUGAAGUUUGUUUCAGCUUCCUGCACGUAUGGGGAAUUGCAAACCCUGCUCCAGACCACCACGGUCAAGACUUUACCACUGGUCGAUUCAAAAGAGUCAAUGAUCCUGCUGGGCUCCGUGGAGCGGUCAGAACUGCAGUCCCUCCUGCAGCGUCACCUGUGUCCUGAGCGGAGGCUGCGGGCAGUCCAGGACAUGGCGAGGAAGUUGUCUGAGCUGCCUUUCGACGGGAAGGCGCGGCUGGCUGGGCAGGGGCGCCGUGGCAUCGGGCCCCAGGGUCGACCUGAGUCCUUCGCCUUUGUGGAUGAGGAUGAAGAUGAGGACCUCUAUGGGAAGCCGGAGCUGCCUCCUCUUCCCUCGCCUCACCCCUUUCCUACUGCCCCACUGCCUUCUGAAGAGCCUAAUGGGCCCCUGCCCAGCCACAAACAGCAGCUGGAAGCACCGGAGCCUGCAGGUCAGAGACCCUCCAUCUUUCGGUCCCUGCUGAGCUGCUUGCUGGGCAGAGCUCGCCCCACAAAGAAGAAAGUGACCCAGGACUCAACGGAUUUAGUGGAUAACAUGUCACCUGAAGAGAUUGAGGCCUGGGAGAAGGAGCAGCUGAGCCAGCCUGUCUGUUUUGACUGCUGCUGUAUUGACCAGUCUCCCUUCCAGCUGGUGGAGCAGACGUCUCUGCACAAGACUCACACGCUGUUCUCCCUUCUUGGCCUCCACCUUGCUUAUGUGACCAGCAUGGGGAAGCUCAGGGGUGUGCUGGCCUUGGAGGAGCUGCAGAAGGCCAUUGAGGGGCACACCAAGUCUGGGGUGCAGCUCCGCCCUCCCCUCGCCAGCUUCCGGAGUACAACUUCGACUCGAAAGAAUCCUGGGGGCCCGCUCCCUCCUGCAGAUGCCUGGAGCCUGCCAGAGGAUGAAACUGGGGCCACUGGGGCAGGGGAUGUGGCUCCUGCCUCCCCAGAGACCCCGGUGCCAUCCCCCUCACCAGAGCCCCCUCUCUCCCGGGCUCCAGCCAAGGCGGAGGGUGACCUGGAGGAGCUGGAGCUGGUGGAGAGUCCGGGGCCGGAAGAGGAGCUGGCUGAUAUCUUGCAGGGCCCCAGUCUGCGAUCCACCGAUGAGGAGGAUGAGGAUGAACUGAUCCUUUGACCACUUCCUGGACCUCCUCAUAAAGACUGUCCAGAGACCUGGGCCAGAGGGUAGCUCUGUGUGGGAGAGGAUAUGUCUUGAAGUUGGAGAGAUUGAACCAGUAUCUGGUCCCUGCUGGGAA